Molecule: messenger RNA, 315 nt
Organism: Loa loa (African eye worm)
Lineage: Eukaryota; Metazoa; Nematoda; Chromadorea; Rhabditida; Onchocercidae
Exons: 1
Coding region: 1-315 (104 amino acids)
Source: RefSeq, a predicted model, not a curated record
AUGGAAAAGCAUAAACAGCUGUGGUGCUACCUUUCUACUGCGAAAUCAUUUUAUGAGCAUCUAUGUAUAUGUGUGUCCGUUCGUCUGUCUGUCUGUCUGCGUGUCUGUCUUUCUGCUUAUACAUCUUCUAUGCGCAGUAUAUAUUUGUCCAUCGUGGAAAUCAAUAUCUUAAGUGGACCCUAUCAAAGGACCAACGAUCAAGUUACAUUUAUUUAUAAUUUAUUUGGACCAAGACGAUCAUUGUUAUCAUCAUUAUCACCAUCAUCAUCAUCAUCAUCAUUAUCAUCAUCAUUAUCUAUCCUACACCUAUAUUGA